AUGGCUUUUACGUAUCUCACGAUAAUUAAUAAUAAUACUUUUGAUAUAUUAAUCUCUAAAAUAAAAUCGGAAACACGAAAACCUUCGGACAAAGCGUUUAAUAUACAAUCACACGGUUCAAAUUCUUCGUGUCAUUCACUCUUUGUAUUUUACCUUAAGGAAAAUUUUAGAGAAAGGACAAGCCAAACCAUUAUUCAUGAAUUAAAUGAACUUAUUCAAUUGAAUGCAUCUCCGCAAAAUUUGGAAUUUAUUAAAUAUGAUUGGACUAAAAGUGUUUGCUGGGCAAACGACACGGCACGUGACUUGGAGUUUUUACGAAAGACUAAAAGAAACCCUUAUAUCGCCAAAGAAUCUCCAUUGAACAAGUUUAAUGGUCUUGGCUCUUUAAGAUGGAUUCAAUUUGACGAACUCAAAAAUAUUGACUACUUCACAGAACAUAAAUUUUAUCCAGCCGAAUGGACUGGUGAUCAAACUCUACAAUAUAAAAGAGGAAUAAAACAACUUAUUGUUCGUUGUUGGGAUCGUUCACCAGCUAAUCGUCCAAAUGCGGAUGAGUUAUUUACAACAUUUUAUAAUUGGUGGAAGGAAAAAGAUAAAGAUUCAGAAUUAUAUAAACAAAUCCAAAAAUCAAAGAAUUUUCCCAAAAUAAAUCCUCGGGUUUUUUCUCCCCGACAUAUUACGUCAAGAAUGUAUUCAACAGCAUGUUAUACAAAUUACCUGUUCAACACUUCUACCUUUUCAAAACAUCUUUCAAGUGAUUUCAGUAUUCAAUCCAUUAAUAUUCUAAAUCAAAAUCUACUUAAAUCAAGUUCUUAUUUUAUUAUCAAUUCUGAUGAUUCAGCGACUACUUUUGCUGCUCGAGUCAGUAUACUUCUUACCACAUCUUAUAUUCAUCCCUAUAGCUAG
Dentiscutata erythropus is the source of this 906-nucleotide messenger RNA. NCBI's taxonomy places the organism in Eukaryota, Fungi, Glomeromycota, Glomeromycetes, Diversisporales, Gigasporaceae. The record is from the annotation of a GenBank genome assembly.